Schistocerca cancellata (South American locust) is the source of this 2037-nucleotide messenger RNA. RefSeq lists its product as uncharacterized. NCBI's taxonomy places the organism in Eukaryota, Metazoa, Arthropoda, Insecta, Orthoptera, Acrididae. The transcript is spliced from 6 exons. The record is from RefSeq and is a predicted model, not a curated record. Bases 112 to 1170 code for a protein of 352 amino acids.
UGCUGCGCCGCAGUCCCACACUCCGCCUCCGCACCAGCGCCACGCUCGGCACACCGCUUCCUCGACAUCUCCUGCUGGAAUUCAGCAAGAAGAGCUGAGCUCUCUGCAGCGAUGAUGCGCUACCGCUUGCUGUGGGCACCACUGGUGGCGCUUCUGGUGGUGGUGGUGGCCGUGGUGCUGGGCGCCGCCACGCCGGCCACCAAGCGCGUCCUCGUCGACAUUGCCGUCGACGGCGAUGAUGGCGACGAAAGGAUCGAGGCCAUUGAGACUGAUGAUCCGUCGCAGGACGACAGCGGCGAGAUUUCGGACGAGGAGGCGCAGGCAGAGAUCGAGGACGACGACGAAGACGCAGAGGCGCCGGCAGGAGCUUGGGCGACGGUGACGGAAGUGGACGCGAAGCCGACGUCGGCGUCGGAGCGGCUCUCCUUCCUGUCGGGGGCGGCGGCGCGCGUGGCCAAGGUGUGGCACGCCGCCGCGUCCGGCAAGCGGCUGCCGCGCUUCCGCGACGCCCGCACGCACAAGAUAGCUAAGGCGGCGCGGCCGCCGGACACCGCCAGGGAGCUCGACCGCGAGCGCGACAACGACCACGCGAGCGUGUACGUGUUGGACGACCCGCUGGUGGUGGAGGGCUACGCGGCGCCAGCAGGCGCGGCGCCGGGGGUGGUGUCCGGACACGCGGGGCCGCUGCCCGCCGACGACGACGACCCGAUGCUGCUGCAGGGCCACGCCCACCACGCCGCCACCGCCUACCUGGAGGCGGGCGUCGAGCCGGACCUCGAGCUGCUCUAUGUGCGCCACCGCCUCCAGAAACUCGACUUCUACUUCGAGUUCCUCAAGGUCAUGUCUGAGGACUGCCGACAGCGCAUGCUCUGCGAGGUUUCCAAGGAGCCGUCACGUUUCUACCCUCUCAGCAGUGUCCUCGAGGAUGCCACGAGUUUCAGUGGCAGCUACCAGUACGUUACGUCGCACCUGAUCAACACGACAGAAGGCGCCAGGCUGCUGUCGUACAUGGAAGCGUCGUACCGCGGCCAAGACAGGGGCCGGUCGUGCGCCGUGUUCCAGUACCGCUGCCCGGCCGCCACGGAGGAGAUGAUCAACUACGACGCCCUGUGCCUCUGGCGCGAGAUGGUGCGCUGGCUCACCAUACACAUCGUCGCGCCCAACAACUGAGCCGCGCCUCCACCCACCUGCUGCCAGCCUGGGUUUGGGUAGACGGGAUUUCACUGCACGUCUCCACCGGACGAAGAAUAUUAUCGUAGAGCAGACGCAUUUGGUUUCCGAUUAUUAGCUUUUGCGGAAGUACCAAAAGUAGUUUCUCAUUCUUUCGCCAAGUAUCAAGACUAGCGUUUGGACAGAUUCAUCUAUGUCCUCUUAUUGCAUGCUGUGUGCGUUUGUUUCAGGGGACUGCCAGUGGAGCAAAUCUGUAUUAUUCAUCCAUCUACUCUCCGCAGAGUUCUGACGAACAACAAAUUGUUAAAAUAUCUUCAUAGCUCAAAAAUUUUUAGCUACCAUCAGCUGAUGUGACGAAGAGAACGAUUACCAGGAAACAAACGCUGGUCUUUCCGUCUUUCUACUUGCCUUCAUUGGUGAAGUAGACGGCAGAAACACAUGUUACUCUUCACUGAACCAUAAAAUUCCGAAAAUAAUGUUACACAACUGUCUAGAAGUCGUCCAGCUGAUGCCGAUAUCAUGCUUUCGCUUUCGGUUGCUCUUUAUUUUAUUCCAGGAAUUGUCGCACAGUGCUGUUUAUAACGCUUUGUUUCUAGCCAUGCGCACAUUGUUUUGGCAAGAAGAGCUGAACAUGAUAUUUUUCAACUAGAAUAUAGCAAUACCUGAAUUUACGCCAGGUUCCAUACAUGAAAGUAAGGCUGAAUAGCGUGUGCUGCGGGAAGCAAAGGAAAUGAACUGAGAGAGGAUGGUCGGUGCUGGUGCAUCGUAUAAUUAAAGACGUAUUCCAAUUGUCUUCCCAUGUAUCCAUUUGUAAUAAAAGUCUCAUAAACAAAACAAAAUACUGUAAAAAUAAACUAUAUUCAAUAA